This is a messenger RNA of Anarrhichthys ocellatus (wolf-eel), 2645 nucleotides long. It is a transcript of the gene prkrip1, whose product is annotated as PRKR interacting protein 1. Bases 38 to 610 code for a protein of 190 amino acids. Lineage: Eukaryota; Metazoa; Chordata; Actinopteri; Perciformes; Anarhichadidae. The record is from RefSeq and is a predicted model, not a curated record. Gene Ontology annotation, biological process: negative regulation of protein kinase activity. Gene Ontology annotation, molecular function: protein kinase binding; double-stranded RNA binding; protein kinase inhibitor activity. Gene Ontology annotation, cellular component: nucleolus. The transcript has a single exon.
UUGACCACAGAAGAAGAAGACUGCGGCGUUUAGAAAGAUGGCGGCGCACACGCAGAAGAAUAACAAGACGGGAAUAUCUGGAGGAAAAGAGGCUCAGCCUCUGAUAAUCGCCAAAACUCCGGCGGAGGAACAGCGUCUAAAGUUGGAGAGGUUAAUGCGGAACCCGGAUAAGCCAGCUCCUAUCCCAGACCGGCCGAAAGAAUGGAACCCGCGGGCUCCGCCGGAGUUCGUCCGAGACGUGAUGGGCUCCAGCGCCGGUGCAGGCAGCGGGGAGUUCCAUGUUUACCGGCACCUCCGACGCAGAGAGUACCAGAGGCAGGACUUUCUGGACAAGAUUGCAGAUAAGCAGGACGAGGACCAGGACUAUCUGGACAAGGUGGAGCAGAACAAACUGGCAGCCGAUGACAGAACGGCAAAGCGCAAGAAGAAGCGGGAAAAGCUGAAGCAGAAAAAGGAGAUGGCAAAGAAAGCGAAGCUCGAGUCCAAAAACAAGAAAGAAGACGACGCCGACAACAGCUCGGACAGCAGUGACGAAGACAAGGAGGAAGAUGGGGACAGAGAGGCUGACGAUGAUGCCGAGGCUCCUAGCUUCAUCAUGGGGAGGAAAUGAUUCUGACUGCUCCGACCGGGUAACGUGACCGGCGUUAAUGCUCCUCGGAAGUGACAUUGUGAUGAUCGAUCAUGAAGCCAGGGGGCUCUGAAAGACUCGAGGCACACGUGGAUGUGCUCCCCAUUUUACUCUCUCACAAACCUGAAUGGACUGCUCGGCUUAAGUGUAUGAUUUCAAUCACACAAUGUUAGAAAAGAGACACGUUGACACACUUCCGACUUUUCAUUAUGCUUUCCAUCAUCUCAAGUGUUUUUUUUUUCUUUUUUUUUUUAGUUCUCAUGUUUCAGCUCGCAGGUCAGGUGGGCUGUCGUCUUCUGGAGCCCAAAAGUAUGAUCGUGUUUUCAGAAAUUGGACAUGAUUGCAUUGUUGAGUUGUAGGGAAUCCUAAGCAUUUGAAUGGGAUGUUUUAAUAAAAAUACGAGUAUACAUGGACAUGUUAUCUGGUUUAUUCUCAUUUAGAUUGCUGAAUUCUCUUUUUGGUGUAGUCACUGUUGGACAGUGAUGCAACGCAUGAGUAACCAGUAAGGUAAUAUUCGAUAUGCCGGUGAGUGCAUGUGUGCACCAUCACCUAUGUUUUUGUGGUAUCAGUCUUUGCAGCCUUGUGAAGCUGCUCCUUGCAUGGACCAUUGCUUGUGGGCACAACAAGGUGGCAGAAAGUAACUCAAAGAAUGAAAAGGCGUGACUUCUGGAGGCUCAGGAGAUUCACGUGCGAUGUUCCUUGGACAGACUCCUGCUUUCCACGGCGGUGGUGGUCUCGCUCUGUGGCCGUCACCUUUCUUAAGGCAGGUAGAGUAAAGCCUGACGGCCCGAUGUUGUUUGGAACAGGGGGAGCUCUUCCUGUCGAGCACUGUCAACUGUCACAAUAACCGCGUUUAACGAGCAAUCAAGGAGCAGGCUGCUUCAAUAACUUUGAUCAAAAUGAAUGAAUUCAUAAAUCGCACAAACUUGCAUUCAUGUAAAAUAUUCUGGUAUAUUAAACCCCUUUUAUUGAAAUUGAACGGGACGAUUUACAGAACAAAUGUUAGUCUUAGUUCAUGUGCUGUUAUUCCAUGUUGAUUUGACUUGACUCUCUUCAAUGUGCAUUUUCACAUUUUGUCUCUUUUGAAAUGAAUUCAGCUCGUGCUGAUAUGAUUUAUACAUGAGAAGUUUCUCAUAAGGGAUUCUGCUCUCUGGAAGAUUUCACUCAUUAAACAUGCAUUGAAGUUCCCUGCGGAGUUCGAGUGAGAAAUAUACUGCAGAGCGUAAUAAAAUGUAGGUCGCUGCAGAAAGCAUGGGCUGCAAUUCACAGCUUGUUCUACACAUUUCAUUGCAACACAUUAAGAUCCAACAUGAGGGUUUAGGUUCACACAGAUAUUCUUAAGUGAUGGAAAACUUUCCUCUGUGUGUUCUUUCAUCAAUGUUUUAUAAUUCUACAAAGUGAGCCAAUUACAUGUCAUACAUUUUUCAAAAUGGAAUGUCACUUUGAGAUGUGCCUCUCCAGCAGCCAUUGGAGGUUGGUAUGAACAGGAGACUCACUUUUCUCAGGCUCCAAGUGACCAAACUGGACAGAGUAGAAGCCCUACUUUCUAAAUAUGUUAGGAUGCUGUUGGUGAACGUCAGCCCACAUUCACACCGACUCCAGCCCUGCUUGAAAAAAUGUUGCCUUAAUUCAUUUAAAUCAAGCUGGCUAGUUGAACAUAAAGGACCCUGGGAAAAAAUAGUUUUAGUAAAAAAAAAAUUAAGAUCUUUUUUUGGCCAUUUUUUGCUUUUAUUUGAUACAGGGGCGAGAGACAGGACGACCUGGAGCAGAGGGCCACAGACCACUGUGGCAAGGACUCAACCGUAGUACACGGGGCACCAGUUCUACCAAAUGAGCUAUCGGGGCAUCCCAACUUUUCAGGUUUAUUUAUGUAUCUGCAACUCCAACUGGACCUGUGUCUGAAUGCCUGCUUCAGGUGUCUGACCUUUGUUUCAUGGUACAACCCAUGAUUCUCUCUCUUCAUUUCCUGCCAUGUGUCUACUGUCACUGUCUAAUAAAGACAUACCAUGUUUGAAAA